Molecule: messenger RNA, 1140 nt
Organism: Saccharomycodes ludwigii
Lineage: Eukaryota; Fungi; Ascomycota; Saccharomycetes; Saccharomycodales; Saccharomycodaceae
Gene: TRP4
Product: anthranilate phosphoribosyltransferase
Exons: 1
Coding region: 1-1140 (379 amino acids)
Biological process (GO): L-tryptophan biosynthetic process
Cellular component (GO): cytosol
Molecular function (GO): anthranilate phosphoribosyltransferase activity
Source: RefSeq, a predicted model, not a curated record
AUGUCACAUUCUAUCAAAAAUGUCGGUGAUUAUACCAAAAAAAUACUGUGUGAUACUUUUAAACCACAAGAUCUAUUUGACUCGUUAACUUUAAUUAUUCAAACUUUAGAAACAAUCGAUAAAAACCAGGGUAGUAAAUUGUCUUUAUAUGUAAAUAUAUCCAGCUUUUUAACUGCACUAAGAACAAAAGGAUUAGAUCACAAAGCUGAUUAUAUCGCAGCCGCUGCAAAGGCAAUUUUACAAUUCUCUGACGUGAUUAAAUAUCCAGUAGAUACCACACAUAAUAAAAAUGAACAAGCGCUCGUUGUAGCCGAUAUUGUUGGGACAGGAGGUGAUGGACAAAACACUUUUAACGUUUCCACUUCAUCUGCAAUUGUUGUAUCUGGAAUUAAAGGAAUUAAAAUUGUUAAGCAUGGUGGUAAAGCCUCUACCUCAAAUAGCGGUGCCGGUGAUUUAAUCAAUGUGUUGGGCGUGGAUUCUACAAAAGUUAAUGCUGGUUCUGUGGAAAAAUUAUAUGCUUCCAACGAUUUCAUGUUUUUAUUAGCUUCCCAGUUUCAUAAGGGGAUGUUUCACGUGGCUGAAAUUCGUAAAAUGAUGAAAAUACCAACUAUUUUUAAUGUUUUAGGUCCUUUAUUACACCCUAUGUCCAUUGUUAACAAAAGAAUAUUGGGUGUUUAUUCCAAAGAUCUAGGAUUAGAAUAUUUAAAAGCUGCCAGAUUAGUAUAUCCUAACAAUGAUAUCUUUGUUGUUUGGGGACACGUUGGAUUGGACGAAAUUAGUCCUAUUGGUAAAACAACAGUUUGGUGUUCACAAGCUAAUAAUGAUUUGAAUACUGAAAUUAAAGUUUUGGAGAUAUCACCUUUGGAUUUUGGUUUGAUGGAACAUCCUUUAGCAGAUUGUCAAAGCUUAGGUCCUGCUAAAAAUGCAGAUAUUUUAGCUAAUCAUAUUUUACAAGGUGAAUACAGGAGAGGAGAAAAUGCUAUUUAUGAUUAUAUCCUAUUGAAUAGUGCUAUGUUAUAUUGUUUGUGUUUCAAUUCCAAAGAUUAUAAAAAAGCAGUUGAUAUUGUAGAAGAAUCUAUACAUAACGGGUCUGCUUUGAAAAGUUUACAGAAAUUUGUUAAAGAUGUUGAACAAUUGUAA